UUGUUUAGAUAUAUCCAACAGUUCGAAGAAACUAUAAAACAUGACUUCCCGGCUGCUACAGGACCCGCUGCGACGUUGAUCGAAUCCAUUCAAGACCACUCGGAUCUUUUCAGGUUUCUGAAGCGGGCAUUCGAAGCUGUGCACGCACGUGGUGGAUUAGCUAUAAGCGAUGAAGUGCAGACCGGUUUUGGACGACUGGGUUCACAUUUCUGGGGAUUUGAGGCACAAGAUGCAAAACCAGAUAUUGUUACAAUGGCAAAAGGUAUUGGAAAUGGCUUCCCCAUGGGUGCCGUUGUGACUACCGAAGAGAUCGCAGCUUCAUUUGGAAAAGCCCUCUAUUUCAACACAUUCGGAGGCAAUCCAAUGGCAUCAGUUGUCGGCAAAACUGUGUUAGAGGUCAGCAGGUUGUAUCGAUAUAAAGUUUCUUUGAUGCAGCUCGAUGGGCCCCAAGCACUUGAAUGUUACGAGCCUACCCAAAUCGGUGUUGUAUAA
Cylicostephanus goldi is the source of this 492-nucleotide messenger RNA. The record is from the annotation of a GenBank genome assembly. NCBI's taxonomy places the organism in Eukaryota, Metazoa, Nematoda, Chromadorea, Rhabditida, Strongylidae.